AUGUCCUCUGGUUUUGAACCUUCACACCUCCACCUCCACCACUCUUUUUCCAAAUUCACCUCCUGUUGUGUGCGAUUCCCCGAAGAGCGCCAGGAACUCGCAGCAACAUUUUCUCUUCCCUCUCAGAUUUUUCAUUCUCAGAAAGGAAAACUUAGGGACAUUCGCAAAAAUGCCGAUCGCAAGAAGAUCCACGAGUACCUCUUCCGCGAAGGUGUGCUCGUGGCCAAGAAGGAUUACAACCUCCCCAAGCACGGCGACAUUGACACCAAGAACCUCUUUGUCAUCAAGGCUUGCCAGUCCCUCACCUCCCGUGGAUACCUCAAGACGCAGUUCUCCUGGCAAUACUAUUACUACACUUUGACUCCCGAGGGUCUGGACUACUUGCGCGAAUGGCUUCACCUGCCCGCUGAGAUCGUCCCCGCGACACACAUCAAGCAGCAGCGCAGCCAUGCUCCUCCACGUGGUAUGAUGGGUGGUGAUGACCGUGAGCGCCGUGGCGGCGGCCGUGGUGGACCCCGUGGUGAUCGUGAGGGCGGAUAUCGUCGUCGUGAGGACCGUGGUGAGGGUAAAGAGGGUGGUGCUCCUGGCGAGUUUGCGCCUACCUUCCGUGGUGGCUUUGGACGUGGACGUGGAGCCCCUCCUGCGGCCUCUUAG
This is a messenger RNA of Fonsecaea pedrosoi CBS 271.37, 654 nucleotides long. RefSeq lists its product as uncharacterized. The record is from RefSeq and is a predicted model, not a curated record. Gene Ontology annotation, cellular component: cytosolic small ribosomal subunit. Gene Ontology annotation, molecular function: RNA binding; structural constituent of ribosome. The coding region runs from base 1 to 654 and encodes 217 amino acids. NCBI's taxonomy places the organism in Eukaryota, Fungi, Ascomycota, Eurotiomycetes, Chaetothyriales, Herpotrichiellaceae. The transcript has 3 exons.